AUGGUUCUCUACGACUCUCUGAUCAAUUUAUCCAGUCCUUGCCAUUACAAUUUGGUGGUGGAUGCGUGUACGAGCUCGUCCGAGACGCGUCGAAGGAGAAACCACGGGAGAUAUGAGACGAGGGUUUCGCGUUACGAGAAGGAGAGAAAAAGCUCACUCAUACAAAAGCAGACACCUUCUCUUGGCGCCGCCUCCAUCAAUCUCAUUGUAAUCAUGAUCAUAUCAGAGAAGAAUCGCCGUGAGAUCUCCAAGUACCUCUUCAAAGAGGGUGUUUUGUUUGCGAAAAAAGAUUUCAAUCUGCCGCAACAUCCUUUGGUCGAAGGAGUUCCGAAUCUGCAAGUUAUUAAGUUGAUGCAGAGUUUCAAAUCCAAGGAAUAUGUGCGUGAGACAUUUGCUUGGAUGCAUUACUACUGGUUCCUCACUAAUGAAGGCAUUGACUUUUUGAGGACUUACCUUAAUCUUCCAUCUGAGAUUGUUCCUGCUACUUUGAAGAAGAGUCAGAAGCCUCUUGGCCGACCUAUGGGAGGCCCACCUGGUGACCGACGUGGCCCACCUCGUUUUGAGGGAGAGAGGAGAUCUGGUGACAGAGAUGGAUACCGUGGAGGUUCAAGAUCAGGUGGAGAGUUCGGUGACAAGAGUGGAGCUCCUGCUGAUUACCAGCCAUCCUUCAGGGGACCUGGAGCUAGGCCCGGAAGUCUUCAGAGAGGAGGAUUUGAUACUCCAUGUCCGUGGAAGUCAGUCUAUUAG
Messenger RNA from Arabis nemorensis, 747 nucleotides. NCBI's taxonomy places the organism in Eukaryota, Viridiplantae, Streptophyta, Magnoliopsida, Brassicales, Brassicaceae. The record is from the annotation of a GenBank genome assembly.